AUGGGCAGCCUCAAUUUCCGGGGUUCCAAGCAGGACUCGAAUGGCUGGAAGAAGGCGGCAAAGGUCAACUGCGUCGUCCUCAGUGUCAUGUCGGUGGCUCUGCUGGCCUGUACCAUCGCAGCUUUGUCGCAUGACGCGCAACAUGCCCUGUUCUUCUACGAUGGCGACUGCGGCGGAAAGAAUGUGGCCUCGGUCAACCUGGCGCUCCAUUUGCUGAUUAAUAUCGUUUCGACUCUAGUGUAA
Anthostomella pinea is the source of this 243-nucleotide messenger RNA. NCBI's taxonomy places the organism in Eukaryota, Fungi, Ascomycota, Sordariomycetes, Xylariales, Xylariaceae. The record is from the annotation of a GenBank genome assembly.